Messenger RNA from Photinus pyralis (common eastern firefly), 1509 nucleotides. RefSeq names its product origin recognition complex subunit 4 (gene Orc4). Lineage: Eukaryota; Metazoa; Arthropoda; Insecta; Coleoptera; Lampyridae. Gene Ontology annotation, biological process: DNA replication; DNA replication initiation. The transcript is spliced from 5 exons. Gene Ontology annotation, molecular function: ATP binding; ATP hydrolysis activity; DNA replication origin binding. The coding region runs from base 182 to 1462 and encodes 426 amino acids. Gene Ontology annotation, cellular component: nuclear origin of replication recognition complex; nucleus. The record is from RefSeq and is a predicted model, not a curated record.
GUGAAAAUUCAAUGGUUGUGAAUUGCAGCUUACGUUUUUGUGAUAAGCUCCUGGGUCCUUGCUGUGUCUCUGUUACCAUAUAAUGCUAACCUUGUAUUAUUAGACACCUUUAAAGUUUUAAACGUUACCUAACCAAAAAUAUAUAUUUGUAAAUUUUUUCGGGAGAAUAAUAUAUUGUAUUAUGAAUAUCGAAAGUAAAGAUAUUCUUGUAACUCGUUCACAACUUAAAGAAAACGUGUUAAACAAUAAGAGAGUAAUUGGAUAUGAAAAACAGCGCAAACAACUUUUGAACCUCUUAAAAGAAAGUAUCUACGCAGGGGAAUCAAAUUCCGCCCUCCUUUUAGGUCUUCGUUCUGUCGGCAAAACUUUGUUAGUUAAGAGCAUACUGCAAGAAUUACAAAACGAUUCUUUUGAAAAGAAUGCAAUUCUCGUAUGCCUAAACGGAUUGAUCCACACCGAUGAUAGAUUAGCAUUAAAAGCAAUUACAACUCAAAUGAAUUUGGAUAAUGCAGUUGAUGGGAAGGUUUUUGGAAGUUUCGCAGAAAAUUUAGCAUUUUUGUUGGCAUGUUUGAAGAGCGGAAGCAAAGAAACUACCAAGAGCAUUAUUUUUAUACUUGAAGAAUUUCAUUUAUUUUGUUCCCAUCACAAUCAAACUUUGUUAUAUAAUUUGUUUGAUGUUUCACAAUCGGCGCAAACUCCGAUAUGUGUUCUUGGUAUUACGUUCCAAUUAGAAAUUAUUGAAUCCUUGGAGAAAAGAGUUAAGUCUCGUUUUUCUCAUCGCCAAAUAUUUUUAUCUCCAAAGGAAGAUCACACUUUUGAAAUUGACAGAAGGUUGAAGAGAAUCCAGAAUGUAUUAUGCUUGAAACCGUCAACAAGGUUAAGUAAAAAGUAUGUAAACUCAUGGAAUAGACACAUUGAGGAUUUAAUUGAUGAUGAAAAGUUUCACACAUUCAUGCAAAGGGUUCUAGAGGUAGAUCCUGGUGAGCAAACUUUGAACAAUCUUAUGUUUCUUGUAGUUUCACAAUUAAAUGACCGAAAAACAAGGUUGACUUUAAAAGAUUUUGAGGACCAGUAUCAGUUAUUAGAGUCUGAAGAUAUAUUCCGUCUCAUCCGUGACCUUAGCGUCUUAGAGGUGUGUUUGUUAAUCGCGAUGAAGCACUAUAUUGAAAUAAAUGAUACAUUUACAUUCAAUUUUGAAAUUAUAUUGACUCGUUACAAUGCAUUUGUCAACAGCCAUUCCAACAUUCAAGAAUUUCAAAGAGCCACUGUUUUGAAAGCAUUUGAACAUUUACAGAAUUUGAGAUUGAUCGGCCCUGUGUCCGGCGUGGGGCUAUCGGCUCUACAAAAAGAAUAUCAGAAUUUUGAACUGUUGCUACCCCCAGAACAAAUAGUGGAAGCUAUACCUAAAUUAAAUUACUUACCUACUGAGGUUGCACAAUGGGCAACAUCUGAUCUGAUUUAAGUAUUAAAUGGUGUCUGAACUGAAUUCUAAUUAAGCAUUUAUUAUUG